Molecule: messenger RNA, 2707 nt
Organism: Setaria italica (foxtail millet)
Lineage: Eukaryota; Viridiplantae; Streptophyta; Magnoliopsida; Poales; Poaceae
Product: E3 ubiquitin ligase PARAQUAT TOLERANCE 3
Exons: 8
Coding region: 207-2405 (732 amino acids)
Biological process (GO): ubiquitin-dependent protein catabolic process; mRNA processing; protein ubiquitination
Cellular component (GO): nucleus
Molecular function (GO): nucleic acid binding; zinc ion binding; ubiquitin protein ligase activity
Source: RefSeq, a predicted model, not a curated record
GCGAACCGGCUCCGCUUCACGCGGUUCCCCUCCCCGCAGCCUUCCCGGGGGGAAGCCACCACCGACUCGCUCCCUCCAAACCCCACCACACCCCUCGCCGCCUCCUCCGACGCCGCAUUUCACUCCCCGGCACCGCGGGCGGGCUACCCGCUAGGGUUCGGCGCCGCUCCUCCCAGCCGGCGAGGGGUGAGCUCCGGCGGGCCAGCAUGGGGUUGGUGCACUACCGGUACCGGAGCGGGGUGCAGACCUUCUCCUUGCCGAUUCCCGGCGCCUUCGCCUCCGUCGCCGAGCUCAAGCGGCUGAUCGCGGCCACGGGGCGGCACGGGACCGGCCGGACACGGGGCCGCGGCCCGCGGGACGGCAUCGCGCUCUGCGACCCCCGUACCGGGGAAGAGUACGUUGAUGAGAAUACCUUGAUUCCUCAAAAUUCUACAGUGGUGGUCCAUCGGGUUGCUGGACAUCCGACAGACGCGAUUAUCACUUCGCCCAUAGUCUUAGAGAAUGAUGGGAUGGCAUCCAACAAGCCAGUUACUGAAUCAACAUUGAAAUCAAGUGGAUUUACUGAAGCUGAUGAUGAAGAGGCAGCAUCAAUGAGAACUGUGAUUGAUGCAGCUGAGAUUAAGUGGGGAGUUUCUUCAUCUGGAGGUGGAUAUGAUGGCGGAGGUGGACAGUUGGGCCACCGUUAUGGUCGUCCGUUGGAAGGAGAGGCACCGCCUCCUGGCUAUGUCUGCCGCAUUUGUCAUAUUCCUGGACAUUUCAUUUGGCAUUGCCCAUCAGAGAGCAAGCCACCUCCACCUGGCUAUAUCUGCCACAAAUGUGGAGUCCCAGGGCACUUUAUUCAUUCUUGCCCAAAUUAUGGCGACACGAAAUAUGAUUCCAGAAGAACCAGUUCACUGAUUCCCAUAAUAUCUAGCUCUGAUAAUGGCAUCCCAGCAGAACUUGCCCGGGCCAUGUCUAGCAGUGUCAGUGAUAGCUUGCCAGCAGAACUCCACUGCCCACUAUGCAAGAAGGUUAUGACAGACGCAAUGUUGACAAGCAAGUGCUGUUAUGAUAGUUUCUGUGAUAAAUGCAUCCGGGACUACAUUAUUGCGCAAUCAAAUUGCAUUUGUGGUGUCGAAAUACUUGUAGAUGACCUAAUUCCCAAUCAUACUCUUAGAAGUACAAUCUCAAGCAUGUUGUCAUCAAGGGGUGGUGGCAUUUCAAGUGGUACAGGGAAUCUUGCAAGCUCCAUUAGCAGCAAUUUAGAUGGCAAAUCUAUCAGCUUCUCCGCUUCAGCUGUGUUAAAAGGGGACAACAAGCAACAUAUGGACAGUGCGCCAUCAAUUGCUGCUGAAGGCAGUCUCCUGAUAACUGUGUGCAAGAAUCCAGUAGGUCAUCAUGAGAAAUUGAAACAUUCUGAUCUCCAGAGUAAAACUGAAGAGACCGAAAAAGCAUCAGUGAAGAAGACCAUAGCAGUGGCAGGUGCCAUGGAAACCGCUCCAGAACUAAGACGUCAGAAACGGUUGCCACCUGAUGGGGUAGUAAUAGUUUCAGGGAACCUUCAGCGAAAAGUGGUUAAGAGUAAGUCAUCAAAGAAGCAAAAGAAGGCUGGCACAACUGGAAAGGGUGACACCAACUGUGAUGAUUAUGAUUGCAACAUUCCAUUUGAGCCAUCAUGCUACAACUCUUCAUUUGGACUUGGAGGACUGCCUUGGGGAGCUGAUCCUUACAGCAUGUACUUUAUGUCUAAUAUGGCUUCCAGCGGCUACCCUAUGGGCCUGUAUAAUGUCAAUGGUAUCAGUAACUUACCACUGCACGCUCCUGGAAUGCAAGGCUACCCAGCAAGCUAUUACAGCAGUGGAUUCCAGCCCACAGUUUUCCAGGAUCAUGAAGCUUCUGCACACGCAAGUCUGUCCAACAGCCACAAGGGAGCAGGUCCACAAUCUCCAAAACCAGAGGGUUAUCAUUCCCGCGCCUCGACUCAGAAAGGAGGAUCCAGGAGUGGGGGCAGAUCGGUUCCAGAGAUGCGGGACAGCAGCACCGAGUCCCAUGACUACUAUGAGGAGUAUCACAAUCGGAAAAAGGUCGGAACUCAUCCUGCUAGCAGCAGUCCAAGGGACAGCGGUCAGCGUACUGUGGACAGUAGUAGCUUUGAGUCCCAUGACUACCGUGAGGAGUUUCAUAGCCGGAAGAAGGUGGGAGCGCAUCCUGCUAGGAGUCCAAGGGACGGUGGUCAGCACAGACGUGCCCUGGACGACGGUGGUAGCUUUGCGUCCCAUGACUACGAUGAGGAGUUCCAUGGUAGGAGGAAGGAGCGAGCGCGUUCUAGGAGUCGGAAAUCCAGCUCCAGGCACUCGUACAGGAGGCGUGCGUACGAGGGAUCGACUUGGAGCAACGAGGAGAGCAACUUGAAGCAAAGAUGGUAGGGCAGGGGAACAUAUUGGACAAGAUGCUAGUCGCUGCUAUCUAUAAAGGAAGAGAAGAUCACCUUGAAUGAGAAUUGUCAGAAGUUGGAGAUCACAAUCAUGGAGAUUUUCAACAAAGUUUGGGUGGCUGUCCAGGAAUAGGAUCAGUGCCAGUGCCUAGUUUCUGCUACUUUUGAACUAUAUUUGUGUUGCCUUGUAGCUUUCGGUGGUCUAAGUACUGCUUUUGUUUUCUUUGGACUGUAAUCAUUCACUUGUGAAUGUGAUAUUAUUCCUUUAUUUAAAAAAAAAGCACCAGACAAACA